UCGAAUCUUCCGAUACUGAUACCACCGGUUAUCGAAAGCAAAGUAUCGGAACUUCCUUAUCCGUGACCCUAACCUCAAUGUUUUGAUCAGUUUAUCAGUUGCUCUGUUGUACAUGUACAUUAUACCGGUAUUAUUGUUUCAAUAGUGUUAGGAAACAAUAUUAUUUUUAAUUCAGUGGAGUGAGUUUUAGGUAUAUUGCAUAGAUAACAUCUGAUGUAUAUCAUCUCUUCUUCAAAAUAAGUAAACACUAACCCUUCUAUAGGGUUAUAUUAGCUAAUCAUCUUGAUUAACUCAUGAAAUUUAUUUUAUAAUGUCAAGCAAAACACCAGUAUCAACACUGCACGAGUUGUUUGUGGUGAAAGGUAUAACACCUUACUACAACCUGGUGGUGAAUGGUGUAGGUAGUCACAAUCCUGUCUUCAAAUACCGCCUGGAAUGCGGGGAUAUCGUAUCACACGGCACCGGCAAAUCGAAGAAGGAAGCGAAGCACGAUGCAGCCCAGAACGCACUAAACCAACUCAAAAACAACGGCCUGUUCACAGAGGAAUUGCAGGAGCAAACGGUGGUGGAUGAGGCCAACAUUCCUGUUGCGUCACCUUACCAGGACGUAUUGAAAGAGAAUGUUGUCGGGACUCUGACUGCACUAUGCACAUCGAAUCGAAUCAGCGAACCGGUUUAUGAACUAAUCGGUGAGGAGGGACCUCCACAUAGCAAGACCUUCACCAUACAAUGCAGUGUUCUCCAUCUGAAAGAGGUGGCUCAGGCACGAACCAAGAAGCAGGCCAAACACAAGUCUUCAAAGCAAAUGAUCGACAAGUUGCAGCAGUACUGCAGCCUCGACUUUACCGCUCUUGAGGAAGAUGUUGAUGGUAAACCUCCCAAUACUCAGACAGAAACAACAGCUGCUAAUAAGGAUUUAAAAGAGGAAAUUGAGCAAGUCAAAAACAAAUAUGCAGCAAUGCAAAAAACCAAACCAAUGGUAGAGAAUUUAGGACUGAGAAUAAGUGACUAUCACACUGUCGGUACAGAUUGCAACUCUUUUCUGCUCCACCCUAAUUUCGAGAAUAUUAAAAGUAUAAAUAUAAACGAAAUUGAAGAUCCUUACGCGUAUGUAUUAACAUUACUUGAGGGCACAGAAAUUGAACUGGUGUGGGAAGAUAUGCCAUCGCUGCCUUCAUCAACUUUUGUUUAUUCAAAGUGUGCAAUGCUUUACACUUCUCCUAAUUGGACCUUUACGGGUCUCGGUGCCACUGAGGCACAAGCACUCAAAAUCUGUGCUACUGAAAUGUUGAAAUUCUUUCAAACUCUAUUGAUAUAAUUUUAAUAAUAUUCAGUGUGUUUGGUUUGAUUUAGGCAUAGAGAAAAGAUAGUAUAGGAGGAUAUCUCAUAGUAUAGGUAUUUUAUGUUUACUUUCAAAUUUCAUGCCGAUUUCUUAUCAACUCAAGCCGAUUCCAAUCUAUUAUAAGAACUAUUUGGAUUAUCGGCUUGAAUUAACAGUAAAAUUUGGAACAUAAACGCCCUAGGCUAUACCGUGGGAUAUACUCCCAUGCUAUCUUUUCUCUAUCUUUACUAUUGUUCAGGCUAUUCAGCCAGUGGAUCACAGCCAGCAAACAUUCUACUGUAUACAAUUUACUUGAACUAUUCAUUCCUGGAAUGUGUGAUUAAGUUUCGAUUAACCAAAGUUGUGAUUGAAUCAAGUAACAGUGAACUUGACGGGAUGUAAUGGAAUCAAUUCCUUCUGCAGUCUAAACCUUUUUCCAAUAACCUUCAACUUUCAUUGAGAUUAUUAUUUUCCAGUGAGUGAUGAAUAAUAUGUUUACCUUUCAAAAUGUACAAUAAUAAUUUUUUCAAUAAUAUUUCAAAAUGUAUGAAUAAAUUCCAAGUCAUUGUGACAAUGUCAA
This is a messenger RNA of Nilaparvata lugens (brown planthopper), 1901 nucleotides long. RefSeq names its product RISC-loading complex subunit tarbp2-like. The coding region runs from base 311 to 1318 and encodes 335 amino acids. NCBI's taxonomy places the organism in Eukaryota, Metazoa, Arthropoda, Insecta, Hemiptera, Delphacidae. The record is from RefSeq and is a predicted model, not a curated record. The transcript has 2 exons.